Molecule: messenger RNA, 3356 nt
Organism: Melanotaenia boesemani (Boeseman's rainbowfish)
Lineage: Eukaryota; Metazoa; Chordata; Actinopteri; Atheriniformes; Melanotaeniidae
Gene: paics
Product: phosphoribosylaminoimidazole carboxylase, phosphoribosylaminoimidazole succinocarboxamide synthetase
Exons: 15
Coding region: 146-3223 (1025 amino acids)
Biological process (GO): 'de novo' IMP biosynthetic process
Molecular function (GO): phosphoribosylaminoimidazolesuccinocarboxamide synthase activity
Source: RefSeq, a predicted model, not a curated record
CUCUGCACACAGCUUAAGCCAGUGGUAAGGCUGCUUUUCAGCAUGGAGGCGUUGCUUUCAGGCUUAACCGCCUGGUUGCCUAGGGAACCGGGCAGCAGAGACACAGGGGCUAAGGAAAAGAAAGCGUUUCCAGGUCAGCUCAAACAUGGAGAGAGCAGCAGAGAGACAAAGAGGAGAUGAUAGGGAGGUGGUGGAGGAAAAAGGCUCGGUGGAAAGGCAGUGGGGGGAGGCAGAGGUGCUGGCUCUAAUGUCAGUGUGGGAUGAAAUUGGAGCUCAGCAUGUAGCAGAGAGCAGAGCCACAUUUGAGUUGAUCUCAGAGCGUCUGAGGCGGCUCAGUGUUGUGCGCAGCUGGCGGGAAUGUCAGGCCAAGAGCAGAAGCCUGGGACUUCAGAGCAGGAAGUCUGACGCAGCAGCAGGCACAUCAGCAAACUACAGCCCAGGAGUGGAUGGAAGGCCAGUGGAGGGCUGGGAGGAAGAUGUGGGUAAUCAAAGAGGAAUCUACUCUUCCUCAAUCCAAAUACCAAUGCAUGAAGGAAUCAAGAGUCGAAUCCAUCCAACUCUUUCGUUCACUUCAAAUGUGGCUGAAGAAGGAGGGCGCCACUGGACAGAUGAUGAGGUGCGGGCGCUGUUGUGCGUCUGGGCCGACCGGAGUAUUCGGGAGCGCCUGAAAAGCACGCUACGCAACAAGUGCAUCUUCCAAGAGAUGGCCCGUCAGAUGCAGAGAAAGUUUGGGGUGGUGCGCAACUGGAAACAGUGUCGAACCAAAUAUAAGAAUCUGAAGUAUGACUACAAGACAGCUAAAAGUGCUCAUGUGGCUGGAGGAAGCAGUGCAGGAAGCCCAGGGAAGUACAUGAAGUUUUUUGAAGAGGUGGAAGCUAUCCUGCUUGACCAAGGACUAGAAAAUGGGACCGUGGAAAUGCAGAAGAAGUUGUAUAAUGGAGAAAUGGCAGCAGGGAGGCUACAAACACCAGCAGGCAAUACCUCAGAUAAUGAGAUUGUCAUAGAAAUUGAUGAUGAUGACAACAGUGAUGACUAUGACAUUGAUGGAGACAUAGAAGCACAAUGGAGAGGCACAGAGACCACUUUAACACAUACAGAUUCAUGCAGCUCCGACCAUUUCCACAUGGUCACAGUUUCUGACACGGGUCGAAACUGGAGCGACCAAGAAGUGCGAGCACUUAUACAAGUCUGGUCCGACGAACGCAUAUGCAAGCAGCUGGAGAGCUCGACCAGAAAGAGGGACAUCUUUGUGCAGAUUUCCAACAGGUUAAAGCAACAAGGCAUUGAGCGGGACUGGAAACAGUGCCACACCAAGUACAAAAACCUGAAGUACCUUUACCGGUCCCUACAAAGGGGAAAGACUGAUGAAGCUGACCCCAGACGCCUCAUGAGGUUCUAUGAUGAGGUGGAAGCCAUUAUGAAUCAUGCUAGUAAUGGCUCAACGCAUGAUGGAGGAGCCGUUGAUGCCGCACAUUCAGGCGUACUAGCAACACUGGACGGUUCUGAGGAAAACCAUGAGGACGAUGUCUACCUGACAAAGAUAAACAGUGUGACAGAAGUGGUGGAAGAAAUGGAUGAAAGAACUUGUAGUUCCGAUUCUGUCUCUUCUAUAGCCACAGACGUUGCAUCAAAUGCCAAUGAUCCAAAGCUGCAUGCAGUCAAGGACAACCGUCUGGAUCAACACCACAGACUGACGAGCACUUCAGAAAGAGAAAAUACCUCUUCGGCUAACAGAGGAAUGAAGAGGAAAGCUGUGGAUCAAGACUUCACACUGCAGACGGCAGCAAAAAAACCGAACACUGGCCAUGACUCUGCUCAUAAACUGGAGGCCCAGUGCAAAGAGGAGCAGGAGCACAUCCCAAUUAUAAAGAUCAAAUCCGUCUGUUCAAUGGCCCAUCCUAAUCCAUCUUCACAAAGACAGGACUGUCCACGAUCAAACAGGACCAUGGCUUCCACUUCAGAGUUGAACAUCGGUCAGAAGCUCAAUGAGGGAAAGACAAAGCAGAUUUUUGAGCUCGUCGACCAACCCGGACUGGUUCUGGUCCAGUCCAAAGAUCAGAUCACCGCUGGGAAUGCUGUGAGGAAAGAUCAGAUGGAGGGCAAGGCUGCCAUCGCAAAUAAAACGACGAGCUGCGUGUUCAAACUGCUCCGGGAAUCUGGCAUCAAGACUGCCUUUGUGAAGCAGCACACAGACACGGCGUUCAUCGCAGCCCACUGUGAGAUGAUUCCCAUCGAGUGGGUGUGUCGCAGGGUGGCAACUGGUUCCUUCCUCAAGAGGAAUCCAGGUGUCAAAGAGGGCUAUCGCUUCACCCCUUUGAAGAUGGAGAUGUUCUUUAAAGACGAUGCCAACAAUGAUCCGCAGUGGUCAGAGGAGCAGCUGCUGGAGGCUAAAUUCUGCCUGGCUGGGCUCACUGUUGGACAGUGCGAAGUGGACAUCAUGAAUCGCAGCACUGUGGCCAUUUUUGAGAUUCUAGAGAAGGCUUGGGCUACCCAGAACUGCACUCUGGUGGACAUGAAGAUAGAGUUUGGUGUAAAUGUGAAAACACAAGAGAUCGUUCUUGCUGAUGUGAUUGACAAUGAUUCAUGGAGACUCUGGCCAGCUGGAGAUCGGAGUCAGCAAAAAGAUAAACAGGUCUACCGAGAUCUGAAAGAAGUUACUCCAGAGGCAAUGCAGAUGGUGAAGAGAAACUUUGAGUGGGUUUCUGAAAGGGUCAAGCUGCUGUUGGAGCCCCAGGCCAAUGGGAGGGUGGUGGUUCUGAUGGGCUCCACCUCAGACAUAGCCCACUGUGAAAAAAUCAGGAAGGCCUGUACCUCCUAUGGGAUCCCCUGCAUCCUCAGGGUCACUUCAGCCCAUAAGGGUCCGGAUGAGACUCUUCGCAUCAAAGCAGAAUAUGAAGGUGAUGGCAUCCCCACUGUUUUUGUGGCUGUAGCCGGCAGAAGUAAUGGUCUUGGGCCUGUGAUGUCUGGAAACACAGUGUAUCCUGUUAUCAACUGCCCUCCUCUCACUCCAGACUGGGGAGCCCAAGAUGUCUGGUCUUCCCUUCGUAUGCCAACUGGCCUCGGCUGCUCCACAGUCCUUUCUCCUGAGGCUGCGGCUAAGUUUGCAGCGCAGAUCUUUGGUUUGACCGACCACCUGGUGUGGUGCAAACUGAGGGCCUCCAUGCUCAACACAUGGGUGGCUCUCAAGCUGGCAGACAAAAAGUUACAGGCCUGCAGCCUCUAAGUGUCUAAAGACCAGUUUGAGCCCCACAUCCCCCCAUUCCUCAAUGUCAUGUCAUUGUUUACCCAUUAACAGUAAAGGUUUCUGAUACACUAAUCAUUCCAUUAAAAGAGAAAGAGGAUUUAAACUUUCUUAA